Messenger RNA from Pelobates fuscus (common spadefoot toad), 1495 nucleotides. It is a transcript of the gene LDLRAD3, whose product is annotated as low density lipoprotein receptor class A domain containing 3. The transcript has 7 exons. The record is from RefSeq and is a predicted model, not a curated record. Gene Ontology annotation, molecular function: protein binding. Gene Ontology annotation, biological process: receptor-mediated endocytosis. Bases 113 to 1303 code for a protein of 396 amino acids. Lineage: Eukaryota; Metazoa; Chordata; Amphibia; Anura; Pelobatidae. Gene Ontology annotation, cellular component: plasma membrane.
GGGCACCCUCAGCCUGUGUCCCACAGCCAGAGCAGACAGAGAGCCUGGGAGUGAGGGCUGGGAGUGCUGGGAGUGCUGGGAGUGCAGGAUGAGCCCCGGGCGGCCGCACUGAAUGGAUACAGCUCCCCUCGGAUAUCACAGGGUCCGGGGCCCCGCACUGCACCCCGCCAGGGGCCCCGCUCUGCCACUGCUUCGGGACAUGUGGCUCCUGUACCUGAUUGUGGGCUCCGUGGAGGGACAAUUCCUGCCAGGGAACAAUGUCACGACCGAGUGUAACAUUCCUGGGAAUUUUCGCUGCAGGGAUGGAUGGUGUAUCCCUGGCUCCUGGCAGUGCGAUGGCUCACCAGACUGCUUUGAUAAGAGCGACGAAAAAGAAUGUCUGAAAAGCGGACAUAGCCGAAGAUUGGAAUCAUGGCUCAAAGCUAAGGCCAAAUCCAGGUGUGGCCCCACAUUCUUCCCGUGUGCCACUGGUAACUACUGCAUCAUUGGACGCUACCAGUGCAACGGCUUUGAAGACUGUCCGGAUGGGAGUGAUGAGGAAAACUGCACCGCUCACCCUCUGCUCUGUUCAACGUCUCGAUUCCACUGCAAGAACAACCUGUGCAUCCACAAGAGCUUUGUGUGCAACGGCGAAAACAACUGCAAGGACAACAGUGACGAGGAGCACUGCCCAACCUCACAAGACACAGGAAGCGAGCAGAAGUUGGUUUCAUUGGAGAGCCACUUACUUUACUACCCAAGUAUUACUUACACCAUCAUUGGCAGCUCCGUUAUUUUUGUACUGGUCGUAGGACUUCUUGCCCUCGUCUUGCAUCAUCAAAGGAAACGCACUAAUCUUAUGAGCCUUCCAGUUCAUCGACUCCAGCAUCCUCUGCUGCUCUCUAGGUUGGUGGUGUUGGAUCACCCGCAUCAGUGUCGUGUUACCUACAACGUGAACAAUGGGAUCCAGUAUAUGUCUAAUCAAAGCUUCGAACAACCUGUGAACCUUGAAUCUCCUCCUUCAUAUAGUGAAGCUGUGCUGGACACCUCCUCCCAACCACCAUGGUUUUCCCUACCACCACCGCCUCCUUACCCUUCAGACACAGAAUCUCCAAACCAAGCCGAACUGCCCCCUUACCGAUCAAGAGCCGCUAGUGCCACAAGCAAUAGAAGCAUGGAGAACUCAUUGUUAACACCUGGCAAUACCGCGGAUGCCAUCAAUCCAACAGAACUACUGGAAACAAUAGCACCACAAAGUGAUUCCACGCCUAGCCCAGAACCAGGGACAUCAGCCAGCAAUACUUACCCUUCGCCAGAUGGUUAAGCAAACCACCGACUGGAAGUAAACUGAGUGUACUGAAUGUCUUGCGUUGAUCCAGUGGAUCUUCCUACCUGUGGAAUAAUCCUUAUAUUUUUAUAGAUUCCAGAGGUAUAUUUUUGUAGGGUGUUUCUCUACUAUGAUUUUUUUUUUUUCCUUAAACAAAAAAAAGGACGCAAAAUAAGUUUGUUGACUUUG